This is a messenger RNA of Ciona intestinalis (vase tunicate), 1879 nucleotides long. RefSeq lists its product as uncharacterized. NCBI's taxonomy places the organism in Eukaryota, Metazoa, Chordata, Ascidiacea, Phlebobranchia, Cionidae. The record is from RefSeq and is a predicted model, not a curated record.
UAUAUAGAAUUUUAAUAUAAAGUUUUCCGAACGCUGAGCGCCGUUUUUACACUCUAGUCAAAAGUUUGAUGUCGAUUUAGAUGCAAGUGUUAAUUUGUCGGUUUAUUGAAUUGACUGAGAAGGUGUGUAAGAUGAUUGUGGUUGUCAGUCGAUAAUAGACGCUUCGUUCAUCCUUGGAGAAUUUACGUGUCGAUAAAUAGCGACAGUCACUUAGCAAAGUAACUAAAGUUGACUUGCGUGACAUGUUUUCAUUGGAUUUCGUCUUUUACCGCAACUACUGAAAGAAACAUUUAGAAAUGUCCGCACAGGUUAAUAUAUUUGUAGUAAUGCAGUCAAAUGUGUUUCCCACGAAAAAGAAUUCGUUGCGGUUGAUUACAUUGAGUAGAGAGGGCAGUACAUGAGUGUAUACAUAAUUUAUUUUCAAUGACCAUUUACAGGAGCCCACGGCAGCGAUUAGACGGUCGCGGUUGCCCGCACCCCAAAUUAACUGAUAUAUUGCAAAGCAUAAUGGCGGGGUGUGUGGAAAACCAAGCAGAUUUUAAAAGUGUUCCAGCAAAGGCCAACUCGAUCUACGAGAAAACACCGAACAAGUGCACAGAUAAGACAGCACAUGAUAAAAACGGUACUAAGAUGAACAGACGUGACGAGAUAUUUCAAGCGACCAUAGAUCACAACAUUAGAAGAAUUCAAAUCAGAUUAGGUUCGUUGGAUCAAAAACUCGUCAAAACUGAUCGAAACAUAUCACGCAAACGGUUAUGUGCCUCUGAGAAUGAGUCAGAAAAGUCCAAAUCAGGAAAUACCUUCAAUAAUGCUACUGGUUCAAACAAUGCAUCAGCUGUUGUUGUUGAUUCGCACAAAAUUAAUCCCGGUCAUGAUGGAAGAAAUUACUUUAAAAAGACAUCAGAAAAUACAACCACAGUCAAUUCGACGACUGCUAAUUAUUUAGUUGUAAGAAAUGCGGACGGAUCGACUUGUUAUAAACCUGUCUUGAUUUUACCAUAUGGUGUUCAAGUUACUCCCGACAGAAGAGGAAUUCCUGUUCGUAGAUUGGAGUCGGUGCCUUACCCACAAAUUGUUACAACAGAUAUUCGGAGUAGUUCUGACUAUAUUUCCCCAAUAGAACCUAGACCGGCAGACAGCAGGUUUUGCAUGGCCCAGCAGUCAGUCGUCCGUAACGUUCAGUACGCAAACGUGCAAGUAACGUCACGCAGUGCAUUGAAACGGAACGACUUAUCCAAUCAGGAACAAACACUAAGUUACCACUACCCGACCGGCCCUCCACGGAAGAUGUCGAAGAUGAAACGAGGAUCAUUGAGGCGCAAUUCCGUGAAAAGUAGGAAAACUCAGUACUCGAUGACGUCAUCAGUGAUGUCAGCGUUGCUAUGUUGGAAAUGCAUGGACUUGGAAGGCGAUGUCGAGGAUAGCGAAGAUUCGCAAGAAUCGGAAAGUGGAAGUGAUGACGGUGGUGACUCUGGUGGUGAUGACGCAGACGUUGAUGACAUAUUUAUUGAUGGUGGUGACGUCAGUGAUAUUGAUGAAAUCGAAUAUUCGAGUGGUGGAGGCGACUCUGAUGGCUCCAGUAUGUCGAAAACCAAUUCGUUAUACCAGGAGGACAUCAUGCAGAACGAAAUGCGGAAUCUUGCAAUGGAGGAUUGUGACGAAUAUGAUCAAAUAGCUGGCGAUCCCAACCUCACCAACUACGCUUGGUGGGAAGACAACUUUAGUGAUGGAGAUGAGGAGGAUCGGAGGGCGAGAGGUGAUGACGUAUAGACGACACACGAUAUUAUAGAUGAAUUCUAUGGGGAUUAUUCGAUCUUUCCUGAGUUGCAAGACCCCGAUGACGUCAUGGAAGCGAGGUUGCGGAGAGAAAUGGACAGAU